Messenger RNA from Coregonus sp. 'balchen', 919 nucleotides. Lineage: Eukaryota; Metazoa; Chordata; Actinopteri; Salmoniformes; Salmonidae. The record is from the annotation of a GenBank genome assembly.
GGGUUUAACGGCCUGUCGAUAGCUGGCCUAGAGGCCUUCAUCAAGGAGCAGGAACUAAUGGUGAUGUUUGAUGCAGAGACUGAGAGGGAAGGGCCAGGCCUCAGAGGCGAAGUGGGAAGCUGUGGAUGCCCACGGAAUAAUCUACCAGGUGCAUCCAUUCAAGAUUCUGGUAAGGACUGCGCAAGGAAUGUGGAUUUUUUAGUAGUGGUGGAUGUGUAAAUUUACACGAUGACACAAUAUUGUUCAAUGGCCCAUUAGUUCAAUACAGGAACUAAGUUCUUACAUCAACCUUGGCUUGUGAUAGAGUGGAUGUUUGCGUCAUGACCGCUUCCUGUUCUUCCCAGCAGUGUGUGUGUGCGUGUGUGUGUCUUACUGUGUGGACAGACAGACGGACAGAGUGUUGUGACUGAAAUCUGGGAAGCACAAUUCCGCCCCCAUCUUCCUCUCCAGACAUAGCUUGAAUGGUUCAUUUAUUGUGAAAUGCAGUUUUUUUUAUAUACUUUUUCCUACAAAAAGGAUUUGCUACUUUUCUUACUUGGUUUAAGUUCAGUUUCUGGCCCAGUCUAUGAAUGUGCAGUGUUUUCGAAUGUGGACAGCACAGAAGGUUAAGGUCCUCUAACUGGUAAGAUCUUGCCUGUUCCUUCCAUCUCCACACAUGGAAGAGCAGCAGUCUAUUGUAUGUCUCCAAUCCAGUGAAUGGCCUUAGAAAAAAAGGGGGAUCUCAUUGACUUCAUAUGGAAACUAUCUCCCACGACUUGACAUUGGAAUGAGCAUGUCCCUUUUAAUUGAAUCCAAAUUGCUGGGGCUUCCAUGUUUAAAGUCUGCUCAUUGUCUUGUCUGAAAGGAGACGUGUUUCAGAUGUGGGCCAGACUUUCAUGGUGAGCCGUCUGGCUCCCUCUCACUGACCAGACAGGUCUGA